ACAUUAUUGUUAUUUACACUUACAUAUCUGUAUUUAUAGGAUUCUCCAAAUCUCUCACCACAUAUACUUCACUUCAGCAUAUAUUAUUUUCUCCUCACAUUUUUUGAAGAAAAAAUAAAGAGAAAGAAAAAGAAAAAGAACCAUGUUUUGUAUAUUGGUUCUUCUUUGCAUGUUGAGCAAUGUAUAUGGGAAGUUGAUCAAUGAUGUAAAUCAGUUGGGAACUAACGGCUGUGAUCUCUUCCAAGGACGUUGGGUUUAUGAUGAUGAUUCUGAUUAUCCUCUUUAUGAUUCAUCGGUAUGUCCAUUCAUUGAAAAACAGUUCGAUUGUUUAAAGAAUGGAAGGCCAGAUAAAGAUUAUCUCAAAUAUAGAUGGCAGCCCAGUGAGUGCAAUUUACCCAGGUUUAAUGCUACAGAAUUUCAAAACAAAUUAAAGGGGAAGCAGAUGAUGUUUGUAGGAGAUUCAAUAAGUCUUAAUCAAUGGCAGUCUCUCACAUGUAUGCUUCAUGCUGCGGAUCCACAAGCUAAAUAUAUCUCCAGAAGGAUUGGAGACACUUCUAUUUUCACCUUCCCGAAAUACAACACAUCAUACCUGAUGUUUCGAAAUGCUUUUAUGGUAGACAUUACAACAGAGAACAACGGGACACGAGUUUUAAAGCUUGAUUCUCUCAGUUCUGCUGCUCAGUGGAAAGAAAUGGAUGUCCUCAUCUUUGAUUCUUGGCAUUGGUGGCUUCACACUGGCAGGAAACAACCCUGGGAUCUUGUUCAAGAUGGAAACUCUACAUACAAAGACGGACCACGAUUAACCCUAUAUGAGAAAGCACUGAAUACAUGGGCAAAAUGGGUAGAUUCUGAAGUAGACACCACAAAAACCAAAAUAUUUUUCCAAGGAGUUUCUCCUGACCAUGACAACCCCGCGAGUUCGGGUUCAAACACGUGUCAAGGCGUAACGCAGCCUUUGAAGAGUACAGAAAGAGUUCAUGAAGAAGAAUUGGUACUGGAGAAAGUACUGAAAGGGAUGAAUAAAUCAGUUUAUUUAUUGAACAUAACAAAGUUGUCACAGUACAGAGCGGAUGGUCAUCCUUCAGUUUUUGGUCAUGGUGGACAUAAGGACUUGGACUGUACACAUUGGUGUUUGGCUGGUGUUAUUGAUACUUGGAAUAUACUCUUAAAUGCACUUCUUGGUUAAUUAAUCAAAAUAUUAACCUUUUGGUUUUUCUAUUUUUAUAUUUGGUGAUUGUCCUGUAUUAUGUUUUCAUUAUAUGCUGAAUAUAAGGAGGUUGGCACUGUAUUUUUGGGCAUAGAAAUGAAAGAUUUAUGUAUAAUUUA
Messenger RNA from Lycium ferocissimum, 1326 nucleotides. Its product is annotated as protein trichome birefringence-like 43. Bases 143 to 1186 code for a protein of 347 amino acids. Lineage: Eukaryota; Viridiplantae; Streptophyta; Magnoliopsida; Solanales; Solanaceae. Gene Ontology annotation, cellular component: Golgi apparatus. The transcript is spliced from 5 exons. Gene Ontology annotation, molecular function: O-acetyltransferase activity. The record is from RefSeq and is a predicted model, not a curated record.